UCAGACUGAGUGAGACAGAAGGUGGAUGAAAUCAAAGUUGACAUGAAGCAGAGCUGGAAAAAUUCAUCUUUUCAUCCAUUUGUAAGUCUAUGAAUUCAAAUUUGAAACUGAACAUCAUCUCAGCAUGAUUCUGUCAACACUGUUUCUGGAUUUGGUAUUUAUUCAAUUUAUAGCCUCCCAAAGUAUACGGACUAACUUGACAGAUGGAAAGUGUACAGCAGGAUUUUACAAAAGUGGUGAGGAAUGCAUAAGUUGUGAGAGUGAACACUACAUGGACAAGACAAACAGAUGGAACAAAUGUAAAGAAUGCUAUAGACCUUGUGAUGAGAUAAAUCAUGAAGUGGAAGAGAAAAACUGCACAUCAACACAGGACAGGGUCUGCGUCUGUAAAUCUGAGUUUAUCAAAGACGGUGUUUUCUGUAAACCUAACCCAAACAUCAGCGUAUCUUUGAACCCGCAAACGACUAUUAAAACCUCACCAGUAGAUUGUGGAAGUGGCUUUUUUCGGGAUGGUAGAGAAUGCAAAAGCUGUCUGAAGGUCAAAUGCAAAAACGAGUCCUGUAAAUCAUUUUGUUCCACCAUCGAUAAAGAAGGUUUACCUGAGACUCUGUUGCUGGUGUUUCUGAUCAUUGUGGCUUUUUUGGGUAGUCUUAUCUGUCUCUUUCUCAUCUGGUUCGGUAGACGCUUUUGCAGGGAAACCAAAAACUGUCCAAACUCUCAAAAUCGAUCAGAUCAACCCAGUGAUGUAAUCAACAUUCACAUACCAAUGGGAAGAAAUGUCUCAGCCCGUACCGAAACCACUAUCAAAAGCUUACCCGGGACCAGCUGCCCACACAACAUCUUCAGUGGAGAUUUACACAGCAUCAUGACCCCCCUGAUAGCACAAGGAAACCCAAAAUUGAUGCAGGUUUUGCAGAAGGAGUCGUGGCCGGCACCUGUACUCUACACUGUCAUUAGAGAGAUUCCAGUGUUGCGCUGGAAAGAGUUUUUGAGGCUGCUUUCUGUGUCGGAUGAUCAGAUGGAGCGGAUCGAACUGGAGGCAGGCCCGUCCUAUCUGGAAAAGCAGUACCUGAUGUUACGUCUGUGGAGUCAGAGCAGCGGAGCCAAAAUGGAGAACAUCUAUUCAACAUUACACUACAUGAACCUGUCAGGCUGCGCACAAGAACUGCAAGAAAAGCUGGAGCAAUUGCAAGCGUGAAAGCCGCCUCAUCUUGACUCCAUCUUCUUGAGUGAGAUGCAGAUGGAUUUCACAACCUCUGCCUUCUGUAAUUUUAGCAGGAAAUGCGUUGUUCUUCCACUGAUAAUUACAACCAAAAGCUGCACAAUGUGGCAUCACUAUUUUGGUUUUGGUAGCCACACACUGCACACCUAAAAAAUGCACUAGCAUAGUUUAAGAUCAUCAUGUGUCGUCUAUUAAAUAUUUCAGUAAUAACCAUCAUUAUUUUAAACCUUACUAGUCUUAAUACCAGCGUUCUUUCUAAGCUCAUCAUCACAUAGCUGUUGAUUAUAAACCUCAUUUUCGGUCACAUGAAGUGGCUUUGUGUCACAGUACUGUACAAGUGUUCAUUUUUAAAGUUAAUUCACAAAUUUGAAUGUGUGUGUGUGUGUGUGUGCGUGUGCGUGUGCGUGUGUGUGUGUGUGUGUGUGUGUGUACAGUUGAAGUUAGAAUUUUAGCUCUCCUGAAUUAUUUCCCCCCUCAUAUAUUUUUCCUCCAAUUUCAGUUUAACGGAGAGAUGUUUUUUUCAGCACAUUUCUAAUCAUAAUAGUUUUAAUAACUCAUUUAAUAACUGUUUUUUUUUAUCGUUGUCAUGAUGACAGUAUUUGUUAUUUAAUAUUAAUUCCUUACAUUUAUAUAGCACUUUCCUGGACACUCAAAGCACUUUACACAUUUUUGGGGGGGGAUCUCCUCAACCACCACCAGUGUGCAGCAUCCACCUGGAUGGCACGACGGCAGCCAUAUUGUGCCAGACCACACCCCAGCUGAUUGGUGGAGAGGAGACAGCUUGAUGAAGCCAAUUAUGAUAUGGCGAUGGUUUGGACGCCAUGAUGGACAGAGACCAGUGGGCAAAUUUGGCCAGGAUCUUGGAAUUAAACCCCUUCUUUUUCGAAGGACAUGCUGGGAUUUUUUUACGACCACAGAGAGUCAGGACCUCGGUAUAACAUCUCAUUCGAAAAACAACGCACAAUGAGUAGUAUAAGCUGUGUCUCAUUUCAGAGGCUGCAUUCGAAGUGCGCUGCGUCAUCGCGGCGCGACGAAGGCUGUCGCAUUUCAAAAAAAAUUGAAGGCUCCUUCAAAUGCAGCCUCCAAAUGCAUCCUUCAUUUCCCAGGUAAUGAAGGACACAACCGGUGGAUCCUUCGCAGCAUUAAAAGUCGCAAGAUUCAUUUCGCGCUGAUAAUGGCUGGACGUUUUUAAAAGAAAACUCAGGAUUAAAUGUAUGAAUUAAGUUUAUUACUUGGAUAUCUAAACACAUGUUUAAAAACAAAGAGUAUGACAUGUCUUAUACGAAAGAGUGAUUUUAUAAACCGUUUACAUUUUUAUGUGUACAUGUAUGGAUCAAUGGAAAUAUAUUUCCUGCUGCUGUAAACCCUGUUUUGCCUUCAGAUCGCUGAAAAUAAGUUUUAAAAUCACUUUGAAAAAAGUCAUUACAAAUUUUAUCAGCGCUUAUUAUCAGCAGCUGUUACGAUUGCCUGGUGACAUGAUCCGUCCUUUGUAGGCUAGAAACGCUCGUUUCAGCCUGUGUAGACUCCGAAGGACUCAUCUCUGAAGUCUGCAGCCCUAAAAUGAGACACAGCUAGAGUCCCCUUCACUAUACUGGGGUGUUAGGGCCCACACAGACCAUAGGUUGAGGGCCCCCUGCUGGUCUCCCUAACAUCACUUCUGGCAGCGACCUAGCUUUCUCAUGUGGUCUCACAUCCAGAUACUGACUAGGCGCAGCCCUGCUUUGCUUCAGUGGACCAUGUAAGACCAUGUAAGAGUUGCAGAGAGCUAGCUUUCGGCCAAUAUUUUACUAGAUAUUUUUCAAGAUGGUAGUAAUCAGCUUAAAGGGUAAUUUAAAGGCUUAACUAAGUUAAUUAGGUAAGUUAGGAUAUUUAGGCAAGUCAUUGUAUAACAGUGGUUUGUUCUGUAGACAGUUGAAAAAAAUAUAUUGCUUAAGAGGGCUAAUAAUUUUGACCUUAAAAUGGUUUUUAAAAAAUUAAAAACUGCUUUUAUUCUAGCCGAAAUAAAACAAAUAAGACUUUCUUCAGAAGAAAAAAUAUUAUCAGACAUGUUACUCCAGUUAUAUUAUCAGACAUAUUACUCUGUUAAACAUAAUUUGGAAAAUAUUUGAAAAAGAAAAAAAA
Messenger RNA from Danio aesculapii, 3343 nucleotides. RefSeq names its product tumor necrosis factor receptor superfamily member 1A. The record is from RefSeq and is a predicted model, not a curated record. Gene Ontology annotation, biological process: signal transduction; inflammatory response. The transcript has 10 exons. Gene Ontology annotation, cellular component: signaling receptor complex; membrane raft; mitochondrion. Gene Ontology annotation, molecular function: tumor necrosis factor binding; tumor necrosis factor receptor activity. NCBI's taxonomy places the organism in Eukaryota, Metazoa, Chordata, Actinopteri, Cypriniformes, Danionidae. Bases 125 to 1198 code for a protein of 357 amino acids.